CUCUUUUUCCAUGGGAUCAAUUAUAAAAAGAAUGGCUUUGCACUGAGCAGCUCAGUCUACUGGUCUCAUCAGUGAAAGGCUUGUGAAAAUUUCUGGAAAGAGCAUUGGCUGGCUUGUUCAUCUCUCUGUUUGGUCAAUUGCUGUGUUUCUGCGGGAUCAGAUGAGCAGAUUGGUUAGUGAAGGUCAGUGUGAGAAGAUUGUUUCUGAGCUUGAGAAGCUUCUGGAGGAUUGAAGAGUAUUUGAAGUCUGUGUCAAACAUCCAUAUCAUAAGUGGAAUUUUGGAGAUAUUCAAAGAAUGCUGUCAGAAGGGUAUCUCAGUGGACUUGAGUACUGGAAUGACAUCCACUGGAGUUGUGCCUCUUAUAAUGAGCAGGUGGCUGGGGAAAAGGAAGAGGAGACAAAUUCUGUUGCUACCCUUUCCUAUUCCUCUGUGGAUGAAACACAAGUCAGAAGUCUGUACGUGAGCUGCAAAUCAUCUGGCAAGUUUAUCUCUUCAGUGCAUUCAAGAGAGAGCCAACAUAGCAGAAGUCAGAGAGUCACAGUGCUGCAGACAAACCCCAAUCCUGUGUUUGAAAGCCCAAACUUGGCUGCAGUUGAAAUAUGUAGAGAUGCCAGCAGAGAGACCUACUUGGUUCCAUCUUCUUGCAAAAGUAUUUGCAAGAAUUAUAAUGACUUACAGAUUGCAGGGGGCCAGGUGAUGGCCAUUAAUUCAGUGACAACAGAUUUUCCCUCUGAGAGCAGUUUUGAAUAUGGCCCUUUGCUGAAGUCAUCUGAGAUUCCUUUACCCAUGGAGGAUUCCAUUUCUACUCAGCCCAGUGACUUUCCCCAAAAACCUAUCCAGCGGUACUCAUCCUAUUGGAGAAUAACAAGCAUCAAAGAGAAAAGCAGCUUGCAAAUGCAGAAUCCUAUUUCUAAUGCAGUGCUGAAUGAGUACCUGGAGCAGAAGGUUGUGGAGUUAUAUAAACAGUACAUUAUGGACACCGUGUUUCAUGACAGUUCUCCUACCCAGAUUCUGGCGUCUGAACUCAUCAUGACAAGUGUAGACCAAAUCAGUCUUCAAGUGUCUAGAGAGAAGAAUCUGGAGACCUCAAAAGCCAGAGAUAUAGUCUUUAGCCGCCUAUUGCAAUUGAUGUCAACUGAAAUUACUGAAAUUAGCACUCCUAGUCUCCAUAUUUCUCAGUAUAGCAAUGUAAAUCCAUAGAGAGGAUGCUUCCAUUACUGUCUCUCAUUUACUUAAACAUGAAGCAACACUUUAUCCAUUUAUUCUGAGAAUGUGCAGGAGGGGUUAGUGAAGGGGAAUUAAGGGCUAGAGAAGUAAAGAUCAGCUGGAAGUCAUGUGUGAAUCAUGGAGAAAUCUCAUAAUAUUACACUUGAUGAAGGAAUACGGUAAGAGGAGCCAUAAGGAAUGAUUUCAAAGAGAGGUGUGUACAGCAAGGAAGCAAAAAUAAAAAUGAUCAAAAAAGAAAAGGUUAAUUCAUUUGAAGAAACAUAGGAAUUAAAAAAGAAGACAGUCAAAUGAGAUGAAACAAAAAGGCCAAAAGGUAGCCGGGUGUAGUGGCUCACGCCUGCAAUCCCAGCAUUUGGGAGGCUGAUGUGGGUGGAUUACCUGACGUCAGGAAUUCGAGACCAGCCUGGCCAAUAUGGUGAAACCCCCUCUCUACUAAAAAUACAAAAAAUUAGCCAGGCAUGGUGGUGGGUACCUGUAAUCCCAGCUACUCGGGAGGCUGAGGCAGGAGAAUCUCUUGAACCUGAGAGGCAGAGGUUGCAGUGAGCCGAGGUCGCUCCGUUGCACUCCAGCCUGGGCAACAAGAGUGAGACUCCCGUCUCAAAAAAAAAAAAAAAAAAGUCAAAA
Molecule: messenger RNA, 1852 nt
Organism: Gorilla gorilla gorilla (western lowland gorilla)
Lineage: Eukaryota; Metazoa; Chordata; Mammalia; Primates; Hominidae
Gene: TASL
Product: TLR adaptor interacting with endolysosomal SLC15A4
Exons: 3
Coding region: 296-1201 (301 amino acids)
Biological process (GO): regulation of toll-like receptor signaling pathway
Source: RefSeq, a predicted model, not a curated record